AUGGCAUCCUCUUCAUUUCUCCGAUGGGCUUUAGGCAUUUUUGCCUUAGCCCAGCUGGCUGCUGCCGGCCCUUGCGACAUCUACGCGGAGGGAGACACGCCAUGUGUUGCGGCGCACAGCACGACUCGUGCUUUAUUCGAUGCCUAUCUUGGUCCUUUAUAUCAAGUCUCGCGUGCUUCUGACAGCACUACGCUAGAUAUUACGCCUGUUUUACUCGGCUCUGUUGCAGACUCUGGUGCCCAAGACCUUUUCUGUAAGGGCACCACCUGCAGCAUUACAAUUAUAUACGACCAGACGGGCAAUGGCAACCAUCUGACUCAAGCCCCGGCUGGUGGCGCUGCGGGCGGUCCUGAUAAACUGGCCGAUGCAGCUGCCGCGCCUGUCACGCUUAAUGGAAAGAAGGUGUACGGUGUAUUAUCGACCCCAGGCACCGGCUACCGUAACGACGAGACGGUGGGCGUAGCCACCGGCGAUGCCGCCGAGGGCAUGUAUGCGGUGCUUGAUGGCACCAACUACAAUAACAGAUGCUGCUUCGACUAUGGUAACGCUGAGACCAACAAUGACGAUAAUGGUGCCGGCCAUAUGGAAGCUAUCUACUUUGGUAGCAAUGCUGACUAUGGCACGGGUGCUGGAAGCGGUCCGUGGAUCAUGGCUGAUCUUGAGAACGGUCUGUCUGCGGGCCCCGAUUUCGAUAACAACCCUAACAGCCCCUCCAUCACCGCGCGCUUUGUCACAGCGAUUGUCAAGGGAGAACCGAAGCAGUGGGCAAUCCGUGGUGGCGAUGCCACCACAGGUGGUUUGUCAACAUACUACAGCGGGGCUCACCCUACUGAGGAUGGCUAUAGCCCCGAAAGCAAAGAGGGCGCCAUUAUCUUGGGUAUUGGUGGGGACAACAGCAAUGGUGCUCAGGGAACUUUCUAUGAAGGUGUGAUGACUUCGGGUUAUCCUUCUGAUGAUACCGAGAAUGCUGUGCAGGCUAAUAUUGUGGCUGCCAAAUAUGCUGCUUGA
This is a messenger RNA of Penicillium chermesinum, 1008 nucleotides long. RefSeq lists its product as uncharacterized. The record is from RefSeq and is a predicted model, not a curated record. Gene Ontology annotation, biological process: pectin catabolic process; arabinose metabolic process; arabinan metabolic process. The coding region runs from base 1 to 1008 and encodes 335 amino acids. NCBI's taxonomy places the organism in Eukaryota, Fungi, Ascomycota, Eurotiomycetes, Eurotiales, Aspergillaceae. Gene Ontology annotation, molecular function: alpha-L-arabinofuranosidase activity. The transcript has a single exon.